AUGGAUAACUUUACUAAAUUUCAUACAAGAAGGCCAUACUUCAACGUUAACACAAUUCUAGACUUUGCUCCUUUAACGGAGCCCCAAAAGGUCCACUUAACAAAGGUUUACACGACACUGGCCUUUUCAGCUCUCGUAACUUUUCUGUCUGUCGUGAUAAACGGACCAUGGACCAUACUUCACCCGUUAUUUGGAGUAUUCUUAGUCUUGGGAAGCAUAUUCUACAUCAUCUUCACGAAAACAAGCAGAAAUGAUUCUAAUUAUAAAAGGCUCGUCGCACUGUUCCUUUUCUCUCUAGGACUAGGAAUCACUUAUAGAAACUACAUACUCCAGGCUUUCGUCUUCAAACCAGAAAUCGUCACGACCGCACUCAUGGGAUCAAUUGGAAUUUUUGGUUCAUUCUCUCUGGCAUCACUCUUCAUGAAAACUAGGAUGGCAAUGUACUUAGGAGCACUGAUUUUCUCACUCUCCAACUACAUCGUGAUGGUCAACUUUGCGAACUACUUCUUCAGAUCAAGAUUCGUUAACAACGUUACGCUCAUCCUAGGACUGUUUCUGUUCGUAGGGUACAUUGCCUUUGAUACACAAAUGGUACUAAGGGAAGUGAAGAAUGGAAACGAAGACUACAUAUACCAUGCAAUGAUGCUUUACUAUGACCUCUUUGCACUCUUCCUGGAACUACUCAUAUACUUAAUGGAAAAAGAAAAAAGUAAAUCAAAAAAAGAGAAAAAAUGAACGAAAAUACGGAUCUUAACAGACUGGCAACUUUUUACAGUUUUUGAAACCUUAUUAUCUAAUAUGUCCUUAAAGGAUAUAGAAGAUCAAGUCCAUUAACCUUCAUUGGCAUAUUUAAAGGAUAAAUUACUUCUUUUUAAUCAAAAAUAGGUCCCAGGAUGUAGGGUCAGUCUGACGGGUGGUCGAAGAUUGAAAAUUCAGAAUAAAAAUAAACUAAAUAUUAUUUCUAAU
Theileria parva strain Muguga is the source of this 966-nucleotide messenger RNA. RefSeq names its product Inhibitor of apoptosis-promoting Bax1 family protein (gene TMBIM6). The record is from RefSeq and is a predicted model, not a curated record. Gene Ontology annotation, cellular component: membrane. The coding region runs from base 1 to 735 and encodes 244 amino acids. The transcript has 4 exons. Lineage: Eukaryota; Apicomplexa; Aconoidasida; Piroplasmida; Theileriidae.